AUGAAGGAUCUGUUAUCAACGAAGCGUAAGUUGCGAGAAUGUGAGACAGUAAAUCUGACGGAGGAAUGUAAUGCUAUCAUCCAAAAAAAGUUACCUACCAAAGUCAAGGGUCUAGGGAGCUUCAGCAUUCCAUGCACUAUAGGCAAAGUGGAAGUGGAUAACGUCUUAUGUGAUCUUGGAGCUAGCAUCAAUGUCAUGCCACUCUCCCUGAUGAAGAAGUUGGGGAUCACUAAAGUGAAGCCAACAAGGACGAUAGUGCAACUGGCUGACCGCUCUUCAAAGCAAGCUUAUGGCAUCAUUGAGGAUAUACUGGUCAAGGUAGAAAAAUUCAUCAUCCCUGUUGAUUUUGUCAUCCUUGAUAUAGAGGAAGAUGCCACAAUUCCAAUGAUCUUUGGAAGACCCUUCUUGGCAACUUCAGGAGCGCUGAUUGAUGUAUUUAAAGCUCAACUAGAAGAUCAAGUCUACUAUAUUAGUGAAAAGAAAGGAGAAGAAGACAACAAAGAGAAUUCUCAUCAAGAAGGUAAGCCAAAGGUUAAAAUGGAGAAGCCCAGGAGCAAAGAAAAGCAUGUAAAAGUCAAGUUCAAAGUUCCUGAGACUACUUUACAUCAUCCAUAUGCUGAAGAGCACUAUGGUAGGACACAAUUUCUGAAUGAUGGAGCUUGGUCAUCACCAAGAUCAUGCUUUGAGCCACCAUGA
Messenger RNA from Gastrolobium bilobum, 696 nucleotides. RefSeq lists its product as uncharacterized. The transcript is spliced from 2 exons. The record is from RefSeq and is a predicted model, not a curated record. NCBI's taxonomy places the organism in Eukaryota, Viridiplantae, Streptophyta, Magnoliopsida, Fabales, Fabaceae. Bases 1 to 696 code for a protein of 231 amino acids.